Molecule: messenger RNA, 2197 nt
Organism: Mya arenaria
Lineage: Eukaryota; Metazoa; Mollusca; Bivalvia; Myida; Myidae
Product: growth hormone secretagogue receptor type 1-like
Exons: 3
Coding region: 77-1084 (335 amino acids)
Biological process (GO): G protein-coupled receptor signaling pathway
Cellular component (GO): plasma membrane
Molecular function (GO): G protein-coupled receptor activity
Source: RefSeq, a predicted model, not a curated record
UAUAGAAGCAGUGUCGCUUUAGAAAAUAACAUGUUAUAAGUUACACUAAGUUUAUGAUUUGUUUAGCUGAGAAAAAAUGAAUAACACUGAAAAAGACGACUUGGUCACUGUGCUUGGGCAUUUUAAUUGGGAAAAGAUAACAGGUGCAGUUUUUCUAUCGCCGAUGAUUUUGCUUGGAGUUUUAGGGAACAUUCUGACUCUCCUGGUUUUUGGAACAAGGCAGCAACGGCAAACCUCCAUUGCAAUUUACCUCUCAGCAUUGGCCGCUUCAGACAUAAUUGUGUUGAUACUUCCGGCGAUGGAGUUUUGGCUCUAUCAUGUUCUUCAUAUAUACAUCCGACGAAGUUCCGAUUUUAUGUGUAGGUUGUUUUCCUACGCGACCUCUGUGCUACCUUGUGUUUCGGCCUGGAUAUUGGUUGCCGUUUCAACAGAACGCAUGAUGGGAGUAUGUGCACCGCUCAAAAUGAAGGUGUUUUCAAAACCAAAACAUGCCUUUAUUAUCGUCGCGGCUAUAACUGCAGCAGUAUCAGCAAUAUUCAUUCCGUUGUUACCUGCUACUUUCCUUGUGCAGAACGCGGGUUUGUCCAUGUGUGUCAUAGAUGAAUCGAUAUUAACUGUUAAAGUCCUUACCGCUCUGGAGAUAACAUUUUUAUUUGCACUUCCGUUUUUAAUAAUGAUUAUAAAUAACAGCAUAAUUCUUCUGCAAGUGGCUGGCUGUUCUAGGUGGAACUGUGGAAAGUCCAAAAACAACAAUACAAGUGGAAACUCGCCCCAACAACGAAAAGUGAUGAAAACAAUAACACGCCGAGUUAUUAUCCUUUGUGCUGUAUACAUGAUGUGUAACGCUCCGUUAAUGGUGCUCAAUGUGAUUUGGACAGCAAUGGUUGAUGAUUGGGUGCCUUCAGACAAGCGCCUGAUCAAUGAUCUGAACUUCAUUUUUCAUAUUCUAUUGUAUCUGAACAAUAGUGUCAACUUUUUCUUGUAUUGCUUGAUAGGUUCUUCGUUUCGAAACGACUGCAUGAAAAUGAAGUUGAUUUUCAUACGAAAAUUACGUGCACUGUGUCAUAUCGGUAAAUAUCACUAAUUCUAAUUUGUUGUGGAUUUUUUGCAACGUAUAAAUGUUAUAUUAUAUGAGGCAAAUGUGUACUGAGUCAUUAUUACAUUGUUAUUUCAUACAUCGAUUUUGUAAGCAAUGGUUAGUAGCAUGAUUGAUUGUCUACACGAUUGCCUUCGUUAUCGACUCUGACAUUCAAAGGAUGUGUAUGUGUAUAGUUUUAUAUUGCAAAUGUGGUCGUUGUAAAAGGUUUUGGAGCUUAUAGGAAUUAACCUUACGUAAUACAUCUAGGCCAAGAGAUGACAGAUGUCAAUUUAUUUAUUAUCUUGUAUAACAGUAUAAUUAUGUUCUGCUCUCGCAUUCACUUUAUUGUUGCAAUAUUUAUGCGAAAAACUACAGAAACAAGCUCAGUAGUAGAAAGUUUAAACAUAAACCCGGUUUAAUGGCACUGGGAAAACGCCAAAGACAUAUAACCAAACCCAGAUUCAUUACUUAUAAUGAGUUUUGUAGCUUGUUUUAUUAACAACAUUGUCAUACUAAAAGGUUUGUCUUAUGAAUGACUUCAACAUAAUUCCUACUGACGUUUAAUUUCUUAGUUAUUUAAUUUUACAACGAUUGUGAAACAAGCUAUUACAACUUAUAUUUAUCACUCUCGUUGGCACGAUGUUGCGCGUGAGUGUGGUCUUGUGUUGUUGGGGAAACCGGAAUACCCGUAGAAAACCCACUUGUCCGCCUUGGUGACCACUAACCAAACUGACAUGAGCCCAGGCCGGGAAUCGAACCUAGGUCGCCUUUGUGAGAAGCGAAGUCUUUGUUAGACAGUUUGGCUAUUGAGUGCCUCUUCAAACAAUAUUUAUUAGUUUAGCAUUCAGUGUAUGUAUGAAUGAAGGAAAAAGAAGAAGAAAACAGACAAAUGUAGUCUGUUUUUGAAAACAUGGAAUUGUAUCGAAUUUCUUGGCGCUCAAAAACCAAUCUGUUUCAAAACAAAGUCAUCUUCCACUUUGUCUGCGUUUGACGAAAUCAAUGCUUCGCACUACCUAAGCCGGUUUGUUAAGAAAUUGGUCCAAACAAAACAUGAAAAGAAUGUGAAUUUCCUGUGGAAAUGAAUCUUCAUUUAUUGCCAGAGCAUGCGACCCCAUUUUC